This is a messenger RNA of Syzygium oleosum, 1633 nucleotides long. RefSeq lists its product as uncharacterized. NCBI's taxonomy places the organism in Eukaryota, Viridiplantae, Streptophyta, Magnoliopsida, Myrtales, Myrtaceae. The coding region runs from base 539 to 1405 and encodes 288 amino acids. The record is from RefSeq and is a predicted model, not a curated record. The transcript is spliced from 4 exons.
AGAGAGAGAGAGAGAAGUUCAUUCUAUAUGUGUAAGCUCGAAUCUUUUGUGGAAAACCCACGAAUCAUAGUGCAAUGCCAAAUUCAUGUCUGUUGUUCUUUAGACACUUAGCAUAGGUUAAGACUAGUGUCUCCUUCGAGGAUGAAUUUAGGGCAAUAUCUUCCUUCUCUAAAUGCCUAGUUGCAUACAUAAGAUGCAUGGGUGUCUCGUUUGUGAUUUCACUAGUAUCAUGUGAAUAUAGGUUAACCUACCAAGAAAGAAAGGACAUAAACAGAAUAUGGGUUGUCUCGCCAUCUUGGUACUAAGAUUUGGCCAAUUGCCCUCCUCCCAUACCAGCUAAAAAGUACGCACUCAGCAACUCAAAUUCAAAUGGAGCUUCCCUUAUAGCAACUGUAAAACCUGUCAGCAUCUCUCUUCUUUCUUCACCUAAGAAACCAACCCCCCUCUCUCUCUCUCUCUCUCUCUCUCUCUCUCUCUCUCUCUCCCUCUAGUCUCCUUCCUUGCCUCUUAGCACUCUCCACCAACACUUUGAACAAAAAUGCUGAACAUACCACCCUUCCUCAGCUUUGUCACCUUGUGUGAGACCUAUCUCCGCCGCUGCUUCACCAACGCCGGCCUCUCACAGCAAACCCUGAAGCUUGAUGGUGAGACGACCAUCCAGUUCUGGGGGCCGAAGCCCGAAGAAACCGCCCGGAAACCACCCGUCGUGUUGAUCCACGGGUUUGGCCCCGAGGGAAUCUGGCAAUGGAGGAAGCAGGUCCAAUGCCUCGCCCCUCACUUUGACGUGUAUGUCCCAGACUUGAUCUUCUUCGGCGGCUCCACCACGAGGUCCGCUGAGAGGACCGAGGUCUUCCAGGCGGCCUCUGUCGCGAAGCUCGCCGGCGAGUUGAAUUUAGAGAGGUUCCACAUCGUGGGGACGAGUUACGGCGGGUUCGUAGCGUACCACGUGGCGCGUAUGUGGCCCGAGAAGGUCGGGAAGGUGGUGAUCGCGAGCUCCGGGGUCAACAUGAGGAAGGGGGACAACGAGCAACUGUUGGGGAGGGCCAAGCUAGAGAACAUCGAGGACCUCAUGUUGCCGGAAGCCGCCGCGAACCUGAGGACGCUGAUGGAUCUGGCCGUGUACAAGCGCAUUGCGCACAUGGUGCCAGAUUUCGUAUUGAAUGAGUUCAUCAAUAGAUUAUAUUCGGAAAAUAGGAAGGAAAAGAUAGAGCUUCUUAAGGGAUUGACCCUUGGGAGGGAGGACGACCCUGGCAUUUCUGCUCUUCAACAGGAUGUGUUGUUGAUCUGGGGAGAUCAUGACCAAUUAUUUCCAUUGCAAAUGGCGACUGAACUCAAGGAGUAUGCUUUUGGGGACGAAGGUGAAGCUGGAAGUGAUGAAGAACACGGCGCACGUGCCACAGAUUGAAGAUCCGCUGCGAUUCAACAGCAUCCUCAAGGAUUUCUUAUGUGACGAGUCUUCUUAAGUUUCUUGCAUUGUAAUCAAUCAAUCUUAAUCCUAAGUAUGCUUGCUUAGCUCUAGCUUAUUGGUGGAUAAAGGCAGGUGGGUCCUUGCUCUCGGACUUCCACCUUGCAAUCUUGACUAAUGUAUUGUUUGUCCAAGGCAUAUUAAGCACUUAAUUAUCAUGUCUGACUA